AUGAUCGGGCAGGCGGCGCGGGCGGCUCGGCAAAACACCAAGGACUGCGAGCACCUAGCGUGCCGCGUCAGCAUGCUCGCCGAGCUUGUUCCCUGUCUGCAGGACCCGGAGGCCAGGCGGGUGCUGGCCGGGCUGGACGGGACGCUCUUGGAGGCGCACAGCCACGUCAUGUCCUGCCAGAGGAAGGGGUUCGCGUCCCAGCUGUUCUCGGCGUCUAGGGACAUCGACCGCAAGAUCGACACCUACCUCUCGAUCAUCCCUGUCAUCAGCUACAUCGGCAUAGCACGCCGCCUCGAUGGAAAUCCCAGCUCCCGUUCUCAAUCCCUGCUGGAUGUGUCGGGCAGAGCUGAGGAUGGGGAGUUCACGCUGACCGAGAUCGUAGUGGCCACCAACAACUUCGCCGUCAUGCUCAGCGACGACGCUGACUCUGGCACCAAGGUGUACAAGGGCAAGCUCUACAACGGGCCUGAGGUGCUACUAGGCGCGGCGCGCGCUGUCGAGCACCUGCACCGCCACGCCAUGCCACUCAUCAUCCACGGCAACAUCGCCUCCUCCAACAUCCUCCUGGACGCCGCUUGGGAGCCAUGCCUGUCCGGCUUCGGCACAUCGGUGCGGCGGGCGGCGGGCGUGACGUCACAGGCCGUGGAGGUCGCCGGCGCCGCGUCGUGUGGUGGGUACGCAGACCCGGAGUACUACAGCACGGGCCACAUCAAGCCAGCCAGCGAUGUUUACGGCCUGGGCAUGGUGAUGCUUGAGGUCCUGACAGGGCAGCCCCCCGUGGUGAGUGUCUGGGACGAGGCGAAGCAGGAUGUAGUAGCCAUGACCAUGGUGUCGUUCGCGCUACCGACCAUCCAGGCCGGUAGGCUGGGGGACAUGCUCGACAGACGUCCGGCGCCGCAGCCGACAACGUGGCAGCAGAUCCAACCGCUGCAGCUGGUGGCCAACACAGCGGCUCGCUGUCUGUGCCUGCAUAUGGGGAUAACCGCCCUGCCAGACGUCGUCGCCAACCUCGAGCAAGCGCUCCACCUCCUAUGA
Miscanthus lutarioriparius is the source of this 1035-nucleotide messenger RNA. NCBI's taxonomy places the organism in Eukaryota, Viridiplantae, Streptophyta, Magnoliopsida, Poales, Poaceae. The record is from the annotation of a GenBank genome assembly.